AGGCGAAGGCGCACGGCGCGGCCGCGCGGCGGCGCCCUCGGCGCGCCCGUCGCCCCUGGAGCCGCUGGCAGCCCCGCGAGAGGAGCCGAAGCGGCGCGGGGCGGCCGUGGUGCAGGUCCCAGCGCCGCGCGCGCUCGCGGCCUCCGACCCGCAGCUCGCCGCCCGGGCCAGCGGCGGCGCCCCGCCCACGACCACGGCGUCCCAGGGCCUGACCUCCAAGGCGAGGCCGCCGACCCCGCCGCCGGGGCGACUGCCGGCCCCAACGAGGCCGGCGCCCGAAGGCGGCGUCGCGGCGGCGGGCGACGCGCCACCGUGGAGGCGCCCGCGCCGAGGCCCCUCGCGACGCCGCGGCUCGCCCGGUUCAGGCGGCUGGGGCCGCACCGCGCGUAGGCGGCGGCGGCGCCGCCGCCUGGAUCCGCCAUACUCGGGUCCAUCGUGCGCUUA
This is a messenger RNA of Prorocentrum cordatum, 444 nucleotides long. Lineage: Eukaryota; Dinophyceae; Prorocentrales; Prorocentraceae. The record is from the annotation of a GenBank genome assembly.